Molecule: messenger RNA, 555 nt
Organism: Cooperia oncophora
Lineage: Eukaryota; Metazoa; Nematoda; Chromadorea; Rhabditida; Trichostrongylidae
Source: the annotation of a GenBank genome assembly
AUGUGGCUUCUAAGACGGAACCAGAACAUCUCCAGCAGCGGUCUACCUGUCAUGGAGGAUUCGUCGUCAGACAGAGAUGUCGAGACGGAACUAGGAUUUCGUCACUGGCUACUGAUUGCCAUACACAUCGCAUCACUGAUAGCAAUGACAGUCACACUUCAUGCUCGUGUCCCUGAAGCUCAACCUGCAAGUACAGAUAACAGUCGUUUCUCGGAGCUCCGCGCCCGUCGGCUAGUUUUUGAGAUGUCGAACUUCGGACCGAAACCAGCCGGAUCACAAGCGUGCGAAACGUACACGAAGGGAUAUAUUUUGAAAGAACUAGAGGUCAUAAAAAUUGCGGCUUCUGCAAAAAUCGAGGUUUCACUACAAAAUCCGUCGGGAUGCUUCGAUAUUCCAAGAUUCGAUACAGACGGUUUCACAGUUUGCUAUAGGAAUGUGUCAAACGUAGCAGUUCGUCUAUCGCGAAAUGAUGCAAAGCAACCACGAACUGCUGUCUUACUGAAUUGUCAUUACGACAGCUGGCCAGUAAGUAGCGGUAAGUGCUUAAUCCUUUGU